CGGUGCACACAAUUCAAUUCAACAUUGCAAAAUAAUUGGUUAAUUAAUUUGUCUAAUUAACUAUCAAGACAAUUGUAGGUGGUUCUGGCGCUAGUGGUUAAUUAGAUGCACAGCAAACCGGACGCAAAAUAAUUACCAAAAGUAUUCAGCAGCGAGAUAACUUGUAAAGAUUUCUAUAUAUCUGAGGUCUGACCAUGGCGCAUGUACAGCAGUUGGAAGGGGCGAAGUAUAUUUGCUGUUGUGGCAGUUUAAAACCAAUUUGUUCAAUCUACUUUUGCCGACAUUGUCUACGUCUUCGAUGUCCGUAUUGUGUCUCGCAUGAAGUAGAUUCUCAUUAUUGUGGAAAUUGCUCUGAAAAUAUGCCGUCGGCGGAAGCGAAACAAAAGAAAAACCGAUGUGGGACUUGCUAUGAUUGUCCAAGUUGUAGACAAACUCUUACUAUUCGGGCAACAACAAUUCAAAUACCUUCGGAGGCAGAUCCGGCUAAAUUGGCAGUCCAGAAGUUGUACUAUCUUGCGUGUGGAUUUUGUCGCUGGACUUCUCGUGACGCAGGUCUGCCAGAUUCGCCAAGCACAUCAGGAACUUGGCAGGAACCAGAGUCCCCUUUUUCAAAGGAAAUUGUGCACAUGCAUGACUAUCUGAGAGUGUUGGCCUUACGGGAGAAGAAUUCGAAAGAGAAGAAAUUUGUGCAUAAAAGCAAAUAUUUGGCUGCGGGACGCCAUGGACUAGCACAUCUCCUCCCGAAGAGAUAUCCAAUCUCUACUCCGGACGAAAUGUAUAAGCCAAUUCCUCCUCCUGAAUAUGUAGCACCCACGAAAGGAGACGAUGAAUUUCAGGAACUUUCGGACAAGUUUUUUGAAGAGGAAAUAAAUGUUCCGAAAGUAACAAGUUUGGAGCAACGUUUGCAUCAAUUGGAAACACAACCACACGAAACUUCCGCACUUUUACCGACUCAUAAGCAGCUACUUAUUAAAAGAUCGUUGCGAUGUCGUGUUUGUGAAAGAAAUAUUAGCAAACCUGAAUAUUCUCCUGUAUCUGUCAAGUUUAAAAUUCAACUGAAUGCCUUCUACCACGUCGUUCAAGUCCGAAUGGCUGCCCCACUAUCACAACCAUUAAAUCCUGGAGGGACAGCUACUAUUUUAUUAAAACUGUCAAAUCCAACCCAAUUUCCAACUUCGAUUAAAUUUCUCCCAUUUGCAUUCGUGCCUUUAAGCAAGGAUGACUUAUCGUCACAAAUGGGCGCUCUGGAUGUAAAAGUUGACCCAGCAAGAGAAUCAUCAACGGAUGUCUCACUCCCAUCAAAUAUUAGCAGUCCUUCGACAUCCAUUACAAUCAUAGCCAGCCCAUCGCAUGGGGGACGUUCUGCUCUUCCGAGUGAGAGUUCAUCAUCAUCUCAAAUGAUGAAGGAAGUUCACGUCCUCCCGAUAAGGAAUGAAAAAUUUGUCAAUAACUGCAGACUCGUUGUCGUACCGGAGGCGGAAGUAGUGUUGCCCCCGAAGGAUGAGACAUCUGACUUUGUCGACGACUACGCCGACACUCCAGACUUUAACGAUGACCCGAAACUCGUCCCGUGGCGAAAAGCUAAUAAGGCAACGGUCUGUCUGGACAUUGUACGAGACCAGAAUUCCAACCCGGAAGAAGAACCCGUUCUCGGCAUUACUAUCGAGUAUGAUUACGUUAAUACCAUAGUUGCUCUUGAAAACAAGUCUUCCCCUGGACCCCAAAAGGUCCGCCUUCAGACCCACGUACUUAUUUCCUUAAACACGGGGUACAUUCAAUAGGAAGUAUUAUUUUGAUGUUAAAAAUAUCUGUAAAUUUAAUUAUUUGGUUGUUUUGCUAUCUAAUGUAAUUUUGUCCAUACAUAACAUAAUUUUGUUAAAGAUUAGAUAACGCUACUACCCAAUAAACUUUGACCAAUCGGUGGUAUAGCAAAUA
Molecule: messenger RNA, 1935 nt
Organism: Folsomia candida
Lineage: Eukaryota; Metazoa; Arthropoda; Collembola; Entomobryomorpha; Isotomidae
Gene: DCTN4-p62
Product: dynactin subunit 4
Exons: 6
Coding region: 195-1781 (528 amino acids)
Cellular component (GO): dynactin complex
Source: RefSeq, a predicted model, not a curated record